CCCGGACGUGUGUGCACAUACGUAUGUCGGUACGCAAAUUUCAAACUUGCGCGGGUUUCUACUUUUGCGCCGAGCAGUUUUAGCAAUGAUAACGACAUAACUGCAUGCUGAAAACUGACGUUUUAUAGCAAGUUCUGUACUUUGUUCCCUGCUUUGACUGAUUUACCAAUGUUGUGAACUGUGCAUGCAGGAUCAUGGCUGGAAAAGACAAGGAAGCGAUAGUGAUGUUAUUAGAUGUUGGUCCAUCCAUGAAUCAAGCACCACAAGGCCACACAACAUCUUUGGAGACCGCUAUUGAAAUAAUGACAUUGAUACUACAAAGAAAGUUAUUCGCUGAGUCCAAAGAUGAAGUUGGACUUGUUCUGUUUGGUACAGAGGGAACUGCUAACCAUUUGUCCGAUGAUGGAUAUGAAAAGAUCACUGAAGCACGACCUGUAGCCCCUGUGAAUUUAGACUUGAUUAAACAUAUCAAGACCGACAUCAAACCGGGACCACAGUCUGCUGAUUAUGUCGAUGCACUUAUUGUUGCAAUGGAUCUUUUGAAGAUGUUAACACCUAAUAAGAAGUUUACAAGUUUGCGUCUGCUACUUUUCUCUGAUCUAGAAGGACAGUUCAGUGAUGAUAAACUACAAACAGUCAUUGCUGGCCUAAAAAACAUGAAAGUACAGGUGAAUUUCAUUGGACCCAAGUUUGAGGAUGAGGAUGAGGAAGAGGGAGGAGAUGAUAAUGGACCAUCAACAAGUGAUGGAAGGAGCACCAGUAGCAACAGGAGGACAGCAGACAAAGCUAAGACACCACAACAAAGAGCGGGAGAAGCUUUAAUCAAACACAUCUUAGAUCAAGUGGAUGGAGAACACUACUCAUUCAAUGAGACGUUGCCUCUUCUAAGCGUAUUUGAAAAACGUGCAGUUAAGCAAACAGCUUGGAAGUGUAUGCUUGAGAUUGGCACUGAUUUCAAAGUACCGGUUUGCGGAUAUGUGAAGGUUAAAAAGAGUACCCAAAAAUCUUGGAAAACCAUGUAUAUGAAAGGAAAAGGAAAGGAAUAUACCCCGAAGACAAUACGCUCCCAACAUCUGAACAAUGAUGAAGAAACGGAGGUAGAGACUCAGGAGAUAGUGGAAGGGCAUCGCUAUGGUAAUGACAUUAUACCAAUUUCUGAAGAAGAUAAAGUUAACAUGGGGUACAAACCUCCCGGUAAACUGAUGCAAGUGCUUGGCUUUACUAAACAAGAAAACAUCAAGUGGCAUCAACAACUUGGUAACAGUGUUUACUGCUUCAUAGCUGACCCUGGUGAUCAGCAUAGUAGUGUAGCAAUGUCAGCUAUCAUUAAUGCAUUGUAUGAGACCAACUCUGUAGCUAUCGUCCGCAGAACCUACUCAGUGAGAAGUAACCCUCGUCUUGCCUGCCUCAUUCCUCACAUUAAGGCUAAAUAUGAGAGUUUGCUGUAUGUCGAGCUGCCAUUUAUGGAAGAUAUUCGACAGUAUACAUUCUCAUCUCUGAAUGCAAAUAAGAAGACCAAGUUAACCGAUGAGCAAGUUAGUGCUGUUGAUGAUCUUAUUACAAGCAUGGAUCUGAUGAAGGCAGAUGUAGACGAAGAAGGAGGCUGCCAAGAAGCUGUCAAACCUAAACUAAACUUCAAUCCUUACUAUCAGAGGUUAUGUCAGUGUUUAAUGCAUAGAGCUCUGAAUCCUGACGACCCGUUGCCUCCUCUACCAUCUGAUGUUACGGCGUAUCUACAACCUCCCACUGCAGUAGCUGCUCAAUGCCAGUCAGAGGUCAACAAGAUUAACAACUUAUUCAAACUGGAACGAAUAAAGAAACAGGAUACAGCAACUGCAGAUAGCAUUUGGAAGGACAGUAACAUUGAUACAGAAGGUCCUUCAAGCAAAAGACCACGUCUUGACGAUGGAGGAGACUUCAGUAUGGCAGGCAUGGCUAAAGGGGCCGUCACUAAGAUUGGUACUGUAGAUCCUAUUGGUGAUUUUAAGGCCAUGAUCAGCCAGAAGGAUGAACAUCAUGUCAAACAAGCUUCAGAUCAAAUGCAGGAUGGCAUUAGCAAGUUGAUUCAUGAUUCAUUUGGUUCCCAAUUCUACAGUAAAGCAAUGGAUUGCCUCAAAGUGUUUAGGCAAGAGUUAAUCAAGCUCCAAAAACCUUGUGUUUUUAAUGAUUAUAUGAGAAGACUCAAAGAUGAAUUGAAAGAAAACAGCAAAAUGGAUUUCUUUGAGUUAAUUCAGUCAGAAAGGAUCAAGUUGAUUGAUGCUUCAGAGAGCAGUCAGAGUAAAGUGUCUAUUGCAGAAGCUGCCAAGUACCUUGAAGUUGAUUCCAAAGAUGAAGUGAUUUCUACAGAGGAGCAGGACGAAGAUGCAGAUGAUCUGUUGGGAAUGAUGUAGCCAAACAGUCUUGAUGAUGUCUACUUACAUUGUUGGCUGCAAGGGAAUAGACUCUGGACAGUAGCAAUGUAUGACAACACUGCUGCUGCUACGAUUGGUCAAGUUAGGUUUCUAUUAUGUAAGGUUAGCUAGAAUAUCUGCAUUUCACUCUAGACAACUGUAACCAAGAUUCAACCAAAUUCUUUGACUUGAUUUGAUUUGAUUUGAUAGAAAGAAGAUUUGAGGCUCUGUAGACAACCAUAACAAUGACAUUACAUAUUUACAAAAGAGCAAACUAAGCUUAGUAUAAGCAUGGAGGAAGGAAGAGAAGGAGCUCGAACGAAGGGACUUUAAAAGUCGAACCUGUGGUACCGCAGUCGUUAAACGACACCUCGUAAACACCCACAUACCUUAUACAGACAAUGGGCGACCUGGCGUAUGUGAGUUUGCGGAAGAAGUUAAUGGAAGAACUUGAAAUUUGAACUUGAGUUUUGGUGGCAAAUUUCAUUUUUAUUUGUUAUACCUUUUUAGCACACGAUGUUACACUGCAAAAAUUUAUAAAUUCCUUUAUAAAUUAAACAAGCUUUCUUUUCAUCCAAUGUGGUACAUCAUGUGUUAUGUUUAAAAUAUGUUGGGUUUAAUCCUUUGUCAUAAUUAAAAAGUGAAAUGCGUGUUAUUUACUAGGUUGUGAGUGCUAAAGGAUUAAAGUCACUGGACACUAUUGGUAAUUGUCAAAGACCAGUCUUCUCACUUGAAAUAGCAAACCAGUGAAAU
This is a messenger RNA of Asterias rubens (European starfish), 3143 nucleotides long. Its product is annotated as X-ray repair cross-complementing protein 5-like. NCBI's taxonomy places the organism in Eukaryota, Metazoa, Echinodermata, Asteroidea, Forcipulatida, Asteriidae. Gene Ontology annotation, cellular component: nucleus; Ku70:Ku80 complex. The transcript is spliced from 20 exons. The record is from RefSeq and is a predicted model, not a curated record. Gene Ontology annotation, molecular function: telomeric repeat DNA binding; DNA helicase activity; damaged DNA binding. Gene Ontology annotation, biological process: cellular response to X-ray; double-strand break repair via nonhomologous end joining; cellular response to gamma radiation. Bases 195 to 2390 code for a protein of 731 amino acids.